Molecule: messenger RNA, 760 nt
Organism: Anopheles coustani
Lineage: Eukaryota; Metazoa; Arthropoda; Insecta; Diptera; Culicidae
Product: farnesol dehydrogenase-like
Exons: 2
Coding region: 11-748 (245 amino acids)
Molecular function (GO): oxidoreductase activity
Source: RefSeq, a predicted model, not a curated record
CUCUCUAGUGAUGAAUCGUUGGGUUGGCAAGGUGGCCGUCGUAACCGGCUCGAGCUCCGGGAUCGGUGCAGCGAUCGCCAAGGAUCUGGCCAAGGCCGGUCUGAUCACCGUCGGUUUGGCGAGACGUGUCGAGCGGGUCGAGGCGCUGAAGAAAGACAUUCCGGCUCAAGCGGCCGGAAGAUUGCAUGCGCUAAAGUGCGACGUUUCGAGUGAGGCCGACAUUGAGGCCACCUUCAAGCAGAUCGAGAAAACAUUCGGUGGCGUCGACGUGCUGGUCAAUAACGCCGGUAUUGCGCGCUCGAGCAAUCUGCUCGACCAGGGUAACGCGGCCGAUUUGCGGGCGACGCUGGACACGAACGUCACCGGACUGGUGCUCUGCAGUCAGGCGGCGUACCGUUCGAUGAUUGCCCGAUCGGUGGAUGGCCAUAUUAUUCACAUCAACAGCGUCGCCGGUCACGGGAUACCGAAAAUUCCGAAGAUGAAUAUUUAUCCGGCAUCCAAGUAUGCCGUCACCGCCAUCACGGAAACCAUGCGCCAGGAGUUGCGUGACGCUGGAACGAAGAUUAAAGUAACGAGUGUCAGCCCAGGAGGAGUGCAGACGGAAAUUCUGGGUCCGCUAGAGAUUCCACAAGGCAUGCCGGUGCUGGAUCCAGAGGAUAUUUCACAGGCCGUUCUGUAUGCAUUGAGUACGGGACCAAGUGUGCAAGUGCAUGAGAUUAUCAUCAAACCAAUUGGCGAAAUGCAUUAGCAAAGCAUACUU